AUGGACAUGGAGGCUUGCAUUUGCAGGGAGGAUUUGUCUCCGGCAAGGAUGAAAUCAAAACCAGUGUCGGCGGGGAUCUGUGUCUCCCAGAGGAAGCUUCGCCAGAUCCAGGACCCCAUCUACAGGCUUCUGAAGCAGCUGCACAAAGUGGUCUACAUCACCCAACUUCCACCCGCUACUCGCCACGACGUCAAAAGGCGGCUUGUAGAACGGUUCAAGAAGUCUUUGUUCCAGUUCGGGAGCGACCCACGGAACUUAAAAGUAGAGCUCAGCAAGCUGGUCCAGGGGUCAUCAGAGCUGAUGGAUUCAGGCUUCCAUUCCUUCGCUGGCGGCCUCCGUUUCAAUGAAGACUCGGGUGACCGCCUGAGAGAAGGAGUCACGUACGAGCAGAUGCAGGGUAUCGUGGAGGAGCUGCUGGAGGACUGCGGCUACUACGAAGCCACACACAGCAGGGAGGCAGACAAAAGAAGUCGUCCAUGUUCAUCCUCGUAAGUCACAAGGACGAAGUGACAGCUUCCAUUUUUAUUCUCACAGAUAUUUGUAUACUGUAAAUACGUGUCAUGUCUGCGUGUGCACGUUCAUAAGGUAAGCAAAGAUGGUGCUCCUUUUCUUCCCCAACCAGCACAUCUUUAACCCGUGGUGGUGCUGCAAAUAUCCAACACUGGAAAACGUACGCUUUUUUUGUUGUUUUUACUUUACUUACCAAAUACGCACACUGUGCAAUAUAUUAGGUACAGGGUUCAUGACUUCAUUGAGAGGAAAACAAGACAAAGAAGAGAAUAGUUCACUUUGGUUAAAGAAGAAUUCAAAUGGUCUUCCAAUACUUCUUAGUCCCAUCUAUUUAUCUCUUUAUUUUACAAACUCAUUUGUGUUCUUACCGUUUAUUUGUACAUGAACUACAUGUACAAAAUUCACAUACUUUGUUGUAAAUGUCUGAUCACCUCCUGGUGAGCUUGGAGAUAUAAUCCUCCAUCUGGGCAGGUCAAAUUCAUUCAUUCAUUCAUGCAUUUGACUUGCUAGCUGUUCCCCUCUAUGGAAAGAUGGCAGCGACAAGCACCUUCCAGUUGACGCACGCCCCCACCGCUCAGGCUGAAGCGAGUACCGCAAGCGCCUCCCGUAUGACAUUUCUCUGUAUUUUAUUGUCCGAUUAGCAAGAAUAAUGACGUCACACUUACUGUACAUGAGAGGCUCUACACAGGCUGUAGAAAGCCACGGUGUAUAAUAUAUGUUUCUGCAACCGUUGCAACCAUAUUAUCGCCGACAGGCUGACUGAAACUGGCAGGUGCCACGAUCCAACUCAGUGCACUGUAUUUGAUCAGGAAAUGUGCAAAUUCAGCCAUUUUUACUUUUAAAAAAAAGGUAAAAAUCAUACAGAAAAUACAUUUAGAACACAGUUCAAUGGAGAAAUAUUAUUUGUUAUGGUAUCAUUCUAAACAAUUACUUUUUGCAGAACAAAGUUAGUUUUUCAUACCUGACAGUAUGCUAGUUACAAGACUAGCAUACUGUUUAGCUUGUAUGCUAGCAUUUAAAUUUGACAUGAAAACACAUAUUAUUCUAAGAUUGGUAGAAUAUAUCAAGCACAAAAAUGUCGAUUCACUUACUGUCACCUUGGCACGCUUUUCCACGGCUGAACAUCUUCUGUAUGGUGAAUUGGGUCAUUUGGAAAGUUGUACAAGCGUACUCCUUCUGCUCGAGUUUUUUUUUAAGCAAAAGCCUGCCUCAAAAUACUCAGGCAUUAUUACCAAAAAUAUGUGUAACUACGUGAGAAAUUCAAUAAGCCACCACAAUACAGAAGUAAUGGGGGGGGGGGGAGUCCUGUAGCUGACGUCACUUCCGCAUUCUGCUGAAGAACACGGGAAAGACCGUCUUUAGUGACAAAACUUUAACAAAAGUCAACAUUCGAGCACACACCUAGCAUAGGAAAUAUGCCUUGAAGUGUAAUUUUUCAAGGAGAAAGUAAGAUUAACAUGUGUUUUGGUGUCUUGAGCACUUUCAUUUUUCAUCAUGACAGGGAGUGCACUGACAGUAACUCUCCUACAGAGGGCGCCAAAUGAGCGUAAAUAAAUGUUUUUUUCAAACCAGAAUGCCACUCUGAGGCCCAUAUACAGUAGCUAAAACCGCCGCUGAAUGAGUUCCAAUAUAAGAGCUGUUUCACAAAUACUGCUUUGUACAAAGAUAACGUUGUUUUAAUUAACAGGAGAUGUGUAUUAUGUAUUUCUUGUGGUGUAAAAUGUGAGAAUAAUUAGAAUUUUGAGCUUAUGUUUAUGAUGCACUUUGACCAGACUUUAUUAUACUGGUGGUUUGUGGUCAUUCUGCUUCUAAAAAUGUAUGUACAGUGGAUUAUUAUUAAAGUAUGCAA
This is a messenger RNA of Dunckerocampus dactyliophorus (ringed pipefish), 2359 nucleotides long. RefSeq names its product serine/threonine-protein kinase Nek10-like. The coding region runs from base 1 to 492 and encodes 163 amino acids. The transcript is spliced from 8 exons. NCBI's taxonomy places the organism in Eukaryota, Metazoa, Chordata, Actinopteri, Syngnathiformes, Syngnathidae. The record is from RefSeq and is a predicted model, not a curated record.